This is a messenger RNA of Bombus pascuorum, 1211 nucleotides long. Its product is annotated as box C/D snoRNA protein 1. Gene Ontology annotation, cellular component: nucleus; pre-snoRNP complex. The transcript is spliced from 7 exons. The record is from RefSeq and is a predicted model, not a curated record. Gene Ontology annotation, biological process: box C/D snoRNP assembly; maturation of LSU-rRNA from tricistronic rRNA transcript (SSU-rRNA, 5.8S rRNA, LSU-rRNA); snoRNA localization. The coding region runs from base 1 to 1047 and encodes 348 amino acids. NCBI's taxonomy places the organism in Eukaryota, Metazoa, Arthropoda, Insecta, Hymenoptera, Apidae.
AUGGCCACAUUCAAAACUAAAAUUGAUAUUAUUCACAGGAUCGAAAAUUGUGAGGUGUGUGGUGGAAAUAAAGCAAAAUACACGUGUCCAAAAUGUGAGGUUAGAACUUGUUGUCUUCAGUGUGUAAACAUUCAUAAAAAAGAAUUGGAAUGUGACGGUAUUCGAGACAAAACAAAAUUUAUACCGUUAAAAUCAUUCACAGAUUUGGAUGUUUUAAGUGAUUAUAGGCUUCUUGAAGAAGUUGGUAGAACGGUUGAACUACUGAAAAGAGAUCCAUUAAAAAAAUGUACACGUCAACUUAAUCUACCAAUGCAUCUGAAUAAACUAAAAACAGCUACAUUUAAGAGGAAUGUUAAUUUGCAAUUCAUGCCACAACAUUUUAGUAGACACAAAAAUAAUACAACAUAUUUAAAUUGGAAAACUAGUGAAUUAUAUUGGAGAAUAGAAUGGAUUUUUCCUCAAGCAGACUGCACAAAAUGGGUCACAGAAAGGGCUCUAGAAUCCACAAGAUUAUCACUGCUUAUAGAAGAGAUCUUAGAUCCCACUAAAUCUGUAGGAAAUAAAAGUGAUAUAGAGGAAUUAAAUUUAAGAAUACGUUUAAAUGAGAGACUACAAUUUUAUCAGGCUGCAGGUUUAUCUGGUAUAAAAGUUCUUUUAAAGGCAGAGAAAGUUGUAAAAUCAGACUUAAGGUUUUAUGAAUUGGAUAUUAGGCUUUCUUUAAAGGAAAAUUUAGAAAAUAAAACCAUAAUUGAAUUUCCAACAAUAUAUAUAAUUCUAAAGGAUCAUUCAUAUAUGUAUGAAAUUAUAGAUACUGAUGACGAAGAUACAAAUGCUUCAAAAUAUAAAGCUAAUAAUCACAAUGCAUCAAGGAGGAGGAAAAGAACAUACAAUCAGGCAAAUAUGAAGGGAAAAACAAAUUCGACUGUAAAUUAUUUUUUUAAUUCUGAAUUCUCAGAAUCCGACGAGGAAAAAUCAAAUGAUGAUCGAGAAAACAAGUGUUUAUCAAAUUUCAAUAUACCCGAUUAUGAUGAAUUAGUUAGAAUGUAACAAUAAUACAACACUAGGUAUUUUGUACAUAUAAAAAUUUUUUUAAGUAAGUUACGGUGAUUUUCCUCGCGUAAAUUUAGAUGGAUAUACAAAUUCAAUUCUUUUUAUUGUAAGUACGAUAUUUCAAUAGACUGAUUCAACUGAAUCACGUAUACAUAGAAUAA